Pocillopora verrucosa is the source of this 1088-nucleotide messenger RNA. The record is from RefSeq and is a predicted model, not a curated record. Lineage: Eukaryota; Metazoa; Cnidaria; Anthozoa; Scleractinia; Pocilloporidae.
GAUGCUGUAAGAAAAGAUUCUAACACAUAGUAGAAAGAUUGAGGGUAAAAAUGUUUACUUUUAUGAUGUUAGCCUUUGUGAUCCUUUGUUCUCAGCUAUUUGGAAACAACGUCUCAGGGGCUGGUGAAAAAAACAUAACUCUAACCAACAUCACAAAUCAAAAUAUGCAAUGUUCUUAUAAAGCAAUUGACCUCAUUACGCAGGAAAAGCUCGUAAUUGUUGGAGCUUGCAACGGGACACCUCCUCAUGUCCCUUGGUCACCGAUGCCCUCAGUUCCUGCACCCUGCAUUCAAGGCAAUACAUCCGCACCUGCUUGGCAACUGCAGCCGAGUUCUAUCGUCGGGGGAAUUGAAUCCAAGAGAGGUCAGUGGCCAUGGCAGGCUGGACUGAAGCGAUCUGCAUCGGAAAAAAUCUUCUGUGGUGGCUCGCUGAUUGAUCCUCAGUGGGUAUUGACUGCUUCUCACUGUUUGUACGAAAUGUUCAAAUACUCCAAAUCGGGAAAUAUACCCCACAUUCAGGUAUCGUUGGGAGAGUACAAUCAAGGAAAAAAGGACCCAGAGGAAGUGAAUGAAAACGUCGUAAAGCUCUUCCUACAUGAUCAAUACGACCCACAAACUUUAGAUUACGAUGUUGCGUUGCUUAAGCUUAAAAAUCCUGCAAAAUUAACCAAGAUUGUAAGGCCUGUCUGUCUUGUGGACGAGAAGAUUGACUUUGGCCCUGGAACCAACUGUUUCGUUACAGGUUUUGGAGUCACUGAGCAGGGUGGGGAAGUGUCAGCAAAACUACAAGAAGCGAACGUACCAAUAGUGGCACAACAAACUUGUCAAGCAGCAUACAAAAAUAAAAAGAUCACACCCAGAAUGCUGUGUGCAGGCUAUGCUAAAGGAGGCAUUGAUGCGUGUCAAGGAGACAGCGGAGGACCGCUGGUUUGCAUGAACAACGGCAAGUGGUUUCUAAAAGGAAUCGUAAGCUGGGGAAUUGGUUGUGCGAGGCCUGGUGCUUAUGGUGUCUAUUCAAACGUGAAAGAAUUCUUACCGUGGAUUCGCAAUAUCAUAAACAGCGAGGUGGAGGACACCAACCUGACUUGA